AUGCAGGUCUUGGCAGAGAAAGAAGCGAACUUAAGAAAGAUCAUCCAGGACAACUACGCGAAGAUCGGGGCGGUGGAGAAGGAGCUGGAGGCGCUGCACCUGGAGGUGAAGCUCACGUCGGGGUCCAAGAAGGCGGGCAUGGAGCUGCUAAGGCAGAAGAUCGAGCAGAGCACGGAGAAGGCCAGGCUGCUGCGCAAGAAGGAGGAGCAGGCCAAGAAGGUAUGGGAGGCAGCAGCGAAGCUGGUGGAGGAAGAGGAGCAGAAGAAGCAGCAGCUGUGUGAUGACCUUAGAAUGAUGGUGCAGCAGAACGCGCUGCAGCAGUAUGAGCGGCUGGAGGCGCUGACGCACAAGCUGGACGCACUCAACCCCGAGAUGAGAGGGCCCGCCCUGGAGGCCAUUCAGGGCCUGCGCGCCAAGAUCGCCCCCCACGGCGUCCUCCCCGUCUAUGUGAGCCUCUCCGCCCUCCUCCUCCCUUCCGUCCCUCACCAGCUUGCUCUCUACCCUUCCAUCUCAGCGCAAGGCAGGGAGGCACCUGCGUCUGCCCAGGGCACGUGCACCCCAUCAGCUGCUCCUGCGGACACCAGCAGCAGCACAGCACCCGCCUCAACGGCAGAUGCUCCAGCCACCACCCCCAAAGCCCAGGGGACAGAGUGUGACACGCAGAGCCAACGGCAGGAAGGUAGCUCUGGCGCCACAGCAGCAGCAGCAGCAGCAAAUGGCAGUAAAGGAACAGAUGGGGGAGGAGCACCAGCAGUGCGACUGUCCAUAAGCCGUGGGAGAGGCAGGGGGCGGGGGAGGGGCUUGAUUGCCAAGGGGGGAAACAAGGCAGGAGGGGAUGGGCAGUGGACGGGUGCAGGGUUUGAUGUUGAAGACGAGAGCAUUGCAUGA
Messenger RNA from Closterium sp. Naga37s-1, 888 nucleotides. NCBI's taxonomy places the organism in Eukaryota, Viridiplantae, Streptophyta, Zygnematophyceae, Desmidiales, Closteriaceae. The record is from the annotation of a GenBank genome assembly.